ACUACGGCUUUCCAGACCUAACAGAGAAAGCGAGGCCCAUGGAGGACACCAGCCAGGCUCAGGAGCUGCCGAGCCUCCCCUCUCCCUUGCCCAAGAUGAAUCUGGUUGAGCCCCCCUGGCAUGUGCCUCCUGAAGGGGAGGAAGAUCAGGAGGAAGAGGAGGAGCAGGAGGAGGAGAGGGAGACAGAAGAGGAGGAGGAGGAGGAACAGCAGGAGGAGCAGGAGGAGGAGCAGGAGCAGGAGCAGCUGCAGCUGCUCCCAAUGAACAGAUCCCAAGAAGAAGCCAAGAGUCAGGCCCGAGACUUUUCUCCCACCAGCAGCAGCCAGACUUCAGGGGCCACCAAGCAUGGGCAUGAAGAUUCUGGGGACCAGGCCUCAUCGGGUGUGGAGGUGGAGAGCAGCCUGGAGCCCAGUGUGUCGGCAUCCUCAGUCACCUCAAGUGCAGUGACCCCAGGGGAUCAGGCCCUCACCAGCCAGGAGGCAGGGGGCAUGGUGCUGCCGGCUGCUGGGCUUGGGGUGGAGGCUGAGGCCCCUCAGGAAAAAAGCGAGGAGGCCCCUGUGGGCACAGCGGGGUUGGCCGGCAAGCAAGGCGAGGUGCCAUCCUUGGCUUCAUUCCCUCAAACUGAAGCUCCAAGCAGGGCCAGGGCCCCAGAUGAAGAUCGCCUCUACCCCAGAACCUCAGCCUCUUUCCCAUUGGCCCCCCAAGACAUGGAACUGACACCUUCCUCUGCUAUCUUGGGGCAGGAAGAUCUCAGCCAGCAGCCCCUGGACGGGCAGGCAGCUGAAACUCAAUCCAGAAUCCCCUGGGAUUCUACUCAGGUGAUCUGCAAAGACUGGAGCAACCUGGCUGGGAAGAACUACGUCAUUCUGAACAUGACAGAGAACAUAGACUGUGAAGUGUUCCGGCAGCACCGGGGGCUGCAGCUCCUGGCCCUGGUGGAAGAGGUGCUGCCCCGUCACGGCAGCGGCCACCACGGGGACUGGCAUAUUUCCUUGAGCAAGCCCAGCGAGAAGGAGCAGCACCUUCUAAUGACGUUGGUGGGCGAGCAGGGGGUGGUACCCACCCAAGAUGUCCUUUCCAUGCUGGGCGACAUCCGCAGGAGUCUGGAGGAGGUAAGAGAGCAAGGACUUGGACAGUUAGCUGUGCUGUGCUCCCUCCCAUCCCCAUUCCUCAAAGCCUUGGGGACAGCAUGGCCAGGCCCAAGGACAGGAGGCUGCCCACACAGCGAGGGUCAAAGGAGCAAAAGGCAGACCCAUGCUCUGGGGGUCUCCUCGUCCCAGGACUUCCUGAGACACAGUUCCAUGGGCAGGACAGAGCAGAGGCUACUUCACCAGCUAUGCAGUAUAUGUAAUGUCCAGGGGCAGGAGGAGCUCAGAGGGUGUGGGGGCUGUGACAGGAGGGUGACAGGACAGGGCUUGGGGAGUGAAGGUGAAGUGGGAGUUUUCUCAGAGGACAGUGGGAGAAACACCAUGUGGAAUCUGGUGGAAGGGGACAGCAUGCUGAGGCAGGAGCCACUAGCCCGGCACCCCCACUCACAUGGGAGUCUACCAGCGCUUGUCCAGCCAGGGGCCUGCUGUGGUGGGCCAUGGGGCUCAUGACAAGGAGACAUCCCUGCCAUCCUGGGAGGCAGUCUGCUGGAUGCCUGGCCUGGCGAGACCUGGGUGGAGGAGACAGCUGGCCAGCCUCUCCUCCUGAACUGUUGCAGAGGCUUGGGUGGGGAGGGGCAGGGUCCCCUCGUCCUCCUGCUUCUCACAUCACCUCCCUUCUUGAGAACAAACACCAUCUCCAGCAAAACUACCUUCACUCACUGCAGACCCAAUGGCCUGCUAUCAUCAGUCCUCUUCAUUCUUGAGGACUCUGCAGUACCUCAUGGCAAAGAUCAACGUGUCUAAUCAUGGGCAGUUUCCUUACCUGCUGUGUACAGGGCGAGUGAUAGUUUUGGUGGUGGUGGUUUUUGGUAAGCAUAUCAGAUGCUUCCUAAGUGACAGACUCUGCAUUGGGUUCUCUCACUUAGGCCAGACCACAUGGCUGCAAGGGUCAAAUAGGGCAACCUAUGAGAACUGUUGGGAUCCCCAUUCAAGAUGUGAGCUGAAGCCCAGAGAGGUUAGGUGACUUGCCUGAGACUGCACAGCUAAUAAGCAGGAGAGCCAGGCUUUGGACCAAGCUGUCUGAUUCUAGAGCCUGGGCCUUUCAGCACACUGCUCUACUGGCUGGAUGGCCAUGGAGGACCUUUCCUGUUCUGAUAUUCUGGGUUCAUGAACAGUGGGGGACUGGUGGAAACCUGGGCUGGCUUUUGCCUUUUUAUACAGACCUUCCUACCUCUUCUCCAUGCCCCUGCGUACUCUGGCCUUGCUGGGCACUUAACUCAGACUGACUUGGCCAAAGGCAUACUGGAUCUUUGGAACUACAAGGGUCUUCAAAAAGUUCAUGGAAGAUUUGUA
Galeopterus variegatus (Sunda flying lemur) is the source of this 2441-nucleotide messenger RNA. RefSeq names its product podocalyxin-like protein 2. The transcript is spliced from 4 exons. The annotation marks the transcript as partial. The record is from RefSeq and is a predicted model, not a curated record. Lineage: Eukaryota; Metazoa; Chordata; Mammalia; Dermoptera; Cynocephalidae.